AGCUUCUGUAAGCAUCUUAUUGGUACACGUGUAAGCACUCGCAUGGGUGUGUCUAAGCUAGUGUAUAGAUACAUCUUCAUUUUGGGCUCAUGGAUGAAUGACUGGCCUACAUGGCCUAGUCUUAAUGUUGGGCCCAUUCUCAACAAUAAUGUUAAUGGGUCUUCUAUGUUAACGGCUGAAGCUGUGAAAGAACCACAUGCUGUUGAGAAAGCAGACAUAUUUACUAAGACUAUGCUUAAACCUCCUCUUGGAUCUUCUGGAGCAAAAAAGCAUAACUGUUGCGUAACUUGGGCUGAUGAUAGUGCUGGGGGCAUGAACCAGGCUGCAGAGGCUGUGGCAUCUGGAAAUUUUAAUGCCAUUGAUGCUGCAUCUGACACUGGAAUUAUUAUAUUGCUACGUCCAAGUGAUGCUAACGAAGAGGAGCCUGUCGAGGGUGCUCAAUGUGCUGAUCAACCAGAACCAGAAACUGCCCCUUUGAGAUGGCCAAAAAGGCCUGGGAUUUCAGAUUCUGAUAUGCUUGACCCUGAGGAAUCAUGGAUUGACACUCCACCAGAGGGGUUUUGUUUGACUCUAAAGGCACGCUUGCUGGAUACAAGGUCUUUCAUUGAUGCGCUUCCAGGAUUCAGGACAAAAGAUUGGCUGGUAAUAUUUGUUCUUCUGUAUAUUGAUGGUCUCUCCAUAUGUAGAAUCCCUGCACUUACUCCACACUUGAUAGCAAGGACAAUGCUUCUUGACAGGGUGCUGGAUGGUGCCCAGAUAAGUAUGGAAGAGUAUGAGGCUAUGAAGGAUCUCAGCACCGCCCAUUUCUCUGCACAGAGUGGGGCUUGAUGUGGGAUUGAUAUAUUUUUCCCUCCCCUUUCGGUGAUAUGGUAUAUGAAAAAUGGACAUCAGCCCUUUUCUUUCUUCGAGGCUUCUAUAUAUUGGAAGUUUUUGGAAACAUACAUUAACAUCAAGGUGCGGCAAACAAGUAAACCCUCAUCUCCCUA
Messenger RNA from Rubroshorea leprosula, 986 nucleotides. The record is from the annotation of a GenBank genome assembly. Lineage: Eukaryota; Viridiplantae; Streptophyta; Magnoliopsida; Malvales; Dipterocarpaceae.